UUUUUUUCGUGGACACGAGGCUUUAUAGAGUUUAUAGCGUCCGUGGACGUGUGGUGUGCCCCGACGACACCAGACUUUUCGACAAGUUGCGUACGCCACUGCACUGCGCUGCUGAGCAUGCGUGGAAAAAUCCUACGAUUUGGGAUCACUGCCCUUCACUCAUUCGCGCACGGUGAAUCGUAGGUGUUGUUCUUCCUAGGGUUUACCACAUAUUAAUUUUUCGCACGCAAAUCGCCGGCCCUUCGUCGAAGAUCCGUCAACGGUCCCGCCAUAUAUAUUUCGCUCGCGUGCCCGGCGGUGUAAAUAAAAAAAAAGUAUGGAUACGAACGAGAGUCGAGCGCAAGAAAAACCGCAGGAUGGAGAAUAUGGAUUUGUUUGGCAAGACUAUCUUGAUGCCACGAAGAGCAUGGAAGUUCCACAAAUUAUGUUCCCACAUGUGGAGCUAACAUUGCAGAACAGUAUUGAAAUAGGAAUGUCACUAGAGGUACCAAUCCAAAAGAAUAAUGACGAGGAGGAAUCAUCAUAUUGGGUGGCUUCUAUCGUUAUGGCUUGUGGACCCUUAUUGCGACUGCGUUAUUUUGGUGGUGACGAUAGAUCUUUAGAAUUUUGGUUUAAUCUUACAAAAGAGGCUGGCCAUGAACUUGGUUGGAGUGUGAAAAACAAUAAGAAAUUAAAGCCACCUGAUGUUAUACUUGAGAGAUCACCAGACUGCGUAGACAAGCUGCAUGAAUUUCUGGUGACAGCACGUACACUCCCAGCUGAGAUGUUGACAGGGGAUGGCCUAAGUAUGGCCGACAGGAUAAAACAGGGUAUGAAAGUUGAGAUAAGUGACGUAUUGCAUCCUUACAAGUUAUGGGUAGCUACGAUUAUCGAAAACGUUGGAGGACGUCUUUUACUGAGAUAUGAUACUCCAGAUUCUUCUACUCGUGAAGACUUCUGGAUAUUUUGUACAUCUGAGCGUUUACAUUCGUAUGGAUUUACGUCUAAAUCGAAUUCCACUUGGUUUUUGGAACCACCUAGUUCAAUAAUUGAUUUGCAUGCGUAUGAAGAAUGGAAGGAUUUGUUAGAAUCUAAACCAAAAGAUUGUGAGAUAGCGGAAGGAUUAUUUAACGAUCAUGUAGAUCAUUCAAAGCAUAGUUUUGAAGUUGGAAUGAAACUGGAAGCUUUACAUCCAUUAGACCGAAUGAAAAUUUGUCCUGCUACCAUAACGAAAGUAUUUGACGAUAUAUAUUUUCUUGUGAAUAUUGACGUACAUGCUAGAGGCUUAAACGAAUCAAGAUCGCUCGUCUCUAAUCAUUCAGAAAGUAAUACAUGGUUGUGCACUGCAGAACACCCAUAUAUAUUUCCAGUUGGAUGGGCGCAAAAAAACAAUGUUAUGAUUACCCAUCCACAAGGUUGGACUUCAAAGACCGAAAAUUUUGAUUGGAAUGAAUAUUUGGAAGAGUUCCAUGCUAGCGCAGCGCCUGAAAACUUAUUUGGUGAACGUGCGAAUGCCAGUGAGGCAGGCUUUGAAUGUGGCAUGAGACUGGAGGCUAUUGAUCCAGACCACGAACACGUAAUAUGCGCCGCUCACAUCAAUAAAAUCGUUGACAAUCUGUUAUGGAUAAAAUUAGAUAACUACGAGUACUCUCGGCCGGAUCAUGUAGUCGACAUGCAUUCCUUGUACAUAUUUCCCGUCGGAUGGUGCGAGUCUAAUCACUAUCCGUUAAAACCACCGCACGACUACAUAGAGAUUUGCAAGAAACUGGAAACGUCCGCGAAGGAGGAGAAGAAAACCAAUGUCUUGGACAUACCGAUAUCCGAGCCACGCUCUUCCCUCUGGUGUCCAAAGAUAUAUUUUAAUUACCGAUGCUUCACAGGCCCCAUGAUAUCGAAGGGUAAAUUAGCGACUCUCCCGAAGUCGGUGGGACCUGGGCCAGUUAUAUUGGUCAUGCGGGAAGUUUUGUCAAUGAUAGUAUCCGUUGGGUAUAGGAGUGCUAGAAUUUUGAAGGUCUUGCAAUGCGAUACCAAGCCAGAUCCCGGAUAUCACUUGGAAGUCUUAAAGGCGAAGCAUAAGAAUAACACAUAUCGCGCGAGUGUCGCAAUUGUUACGUCGGGUGACAUGGUGGCAGAUUUUUGCCGGAAUAUUUGUAAAAAAUUAAUGGUAUGCCCAAAUUUAUUUGGUCCGUUGCAUAUAUCAGAAAACGAAUGCCCAGACGAAUGUUAUAAAACGUCAAAGACGAAAUAUACGGCAUCAAUUGGAACUGGAAAAAGAGGAAAGCCGAAAGGAUACACGAGCAUCAUGGUGCAAAAACCGAAGCCUUGGGGUAGAAGGCGUAAAAGGCGACGUGGCAGAUGGGCAAAUAAGCAUAAGGAGGCUCACGAAGAAUAUGAUCAGGAAGAUGAAAUGCCAUUUAUGUCGUUGGAUCUGGCGAAGCACAUCUCGGAGAAUCACAUGAACGAGCACUUCGACGGAAGGCAGCCGCUCUCGGAGAUAGAUAUCAUGAUACAGAAAGGUUUAGAGAAAUCCGACAAAUCAGACGACUUUAAAACUGAAAUAGCCUCCAGUAAUGCCUCGGAGGACUCUGGUAGUUCGUUCAACGAUAGAAAGCCCAAAGAUCGUGAGAUGCCAAGUCCACCGAAUUUAAAUUCCAAGCAACACUCCACGAGAUUCAACCAAAGCACGGGAAUGACGAGAGGGAUUAAGAGAGAUUGGGACACGAGCAUAGAAUCCGAUUGCUCUGAAGCAGAUGCCGAAUACGUGAGAAUGCAAAAGACCCAGCGACGACCGAAGACGCGGAAGCUCGAUUCAAAUCCGUUGUAUUGGAGCGUGGACGACGUGUUUCGAUAUCUCAGAAAAACAAACGACUGCAAGGACCUUGCGUAUCGCGUCAAGGAAGAGGAAAUUGAUGGUCUUGCAUUUUUGUUGCUGAAUCUCCCCUCCCUUACUCAACACAUGAAACUACGAACGAGUUUAGCCAUGAAGCUGUGUCGACACGUUGAACAAGUCAAAGUCACAUUUUUCCUACGACAUAUUCAUGAAGUAGAACCCGAACAAUAUCAAAUUGUUUAACUAAAUUGAUUAAAUCUCUUUAUUCAAAAUGUAUAUUAUAUAUAUAUAUAUAUAUAUAUAU
Molecule: messenger RNA, 3113 nt
Organism: Wasmannia auropunctata (little fire ant)
Lineage: Eukaryota; Metazoa; Arthropoda; Insecta; Hymenoptera; Formicidae
Product: scm-like with four MBT domains protein 2
Biological process (GO): regulation of DNA-templated transcription
Cellular component (GO): nucleus
Source: RefSeq, a predicted model, not a curated record